AUGAGACGUUCACCACUACUGUCAGGAGAGGUUGAGAGUCGAACAGAAGUGAUGAGAAGGAAGCUAAGAAACAGAAAGGGGGGGGCCACGCUGGGAUAGUCCCAGGCGCGUGACAAUGUACAUCCCUAAGUCAGCCGCGGGUGAAAUCGCCGGCGCGCCUAAGUCCCCACCGCAAGGGGGCGGGCUAGCGGGCGCGCGCAUGAAUCCGCCGGCGCUGGCGCGCUGAGGCAGUCGCGCGCGUCUAAGUCCCCACCGCCGGGGGCGGGCUAGCAAGUGCGCGCAACGACCGAGGCGCCCCUGUCGAGCUGAGAGUGGACUCUUCACACGGUCAACGAGCGCGCGCGCCAACUUCGGAUCCGAGCCCACGUACCCGAAAUCGCUACCGAGGAACGACUGUCGCGGCCGGUCCACGCCAAGCUCGCGGCACGGAGUUCGGAUUCCAAGAUCACAGCACUGCGAUUGCCCAACGGAGAGCUGACACAUGACAUUGACGUCGCGCUUGACCACACACAGGCGCACUUUCAGCGCCUCUACGAUCUCGAGCCGCGCGAUCGGGACCACGUCGAGCGACUUAGGGACGAUUUCUUGGCGCCGAUCAGGUCGGCGCGCACUUGCGAUGACCCGAGCUCGGACCCGCUCUUUCUGCGACGACUCUCGGAAGCGCACAUCGAGCUGCUGCAGCAACCCAUCACCGAGGACGAGGUCGUAGCCGCAAUCGCAACAACACACCCCGGUCGAUCGCCGGGUCCAUCUGGCGUGCCCUACGAGCUCUAUCUGUGAGGAAUCCACUCUCCGCUCGGCUCAGGACUUAGGCGCGCGGAGCGAACCGGGCGCGGACUUAGGCGCGCGGAGUGAGCCGGGCGCCCCGGCCCAGGACUUAGGCGCGCGAAGCGAGCCUGGGACUUAG
Messenger RNA from Microbotryum saponariae, 907 nucleotides. NCBI's taxonomy places the organism in Eukaryota, Fungi, Basidiomycota, Microbotryomycetes, Microbotryales, Microbotryaceae. The record is from the annotation of a GenBank genome assembly.